AUGUCUACCAAAGCUGAAUACGUCUUCACCCGGGACUUUCUCGACAAUAACCGCAUCAAUUUGAUGCACACCCUAUGGGCCAAAAUCUUCGGAUAUCUCAUCCAUCCCAAGAUCCCCACCGGGAGUCCGGACCUACGGGUGGCAGACGUCGGGACAGGCACAGGGAUCUGGCUCUUCGAUGUUGGAACCAAACUGUCCAAGUCGGCCCAGCUGGAGGGGUUCGACAUCUCGUUUGAUGCGGCUCCGCCCCCUGAGACAUUGCCCUCCAAUGUGAGUUUCCGACACUGGAACGUCAAGAAUGACGUCCCCGAAGACCUUGUCAACGUCUUCGACGUCGUGCACGUCUGCUUUUUCUCCUUCGUCCUGCUGAAUGAAGAAGUGCCUCGCGUCGUGGAGAGGCUCUUCAAGCUGCUCAAGCCCGGAGGCUACCUGCAAUGGGGAGAGCCCGACUACUCAUCCAUCCGCAUCGACAAGACAAAGCCAGAAUGCAAGACCGAGAACCUGAGCGAGAUGAUGAAGCUCAUGGCGGUCCAGGACCCGCGGCUGAACCCGACCUGGCAAAAAGACCUGCCGGACCUCUUCUCCGACAGCGGCUUCGUUGACGUGGAGACGGAUGUCUGCGAUGCCCCGUCCCAUCUGGCCUUCAUGCUGCAUGAGUGCAGCCUCAUGAUACAUGAGCUCAUUGCUCGCAAGACGCAGAACGAGCGGAUGGCGAAGGAGCUGGCGCACCUGCUUCCGCGCUCGGUUGACGAGACGAAGUGA
Messenger RNA from Anthostomella pinea, 762 nucleotides. Lineage: Eukaryota; Fungi; Ascomycota; Sordariomycetes; Xylariales; Xylariaceae. The record is from the annotation of a GenBank genome assembly.